This is a messenger RNA of Ornithodoros turicata, 539 nucleotides long. RefSeq lists its product as uncharacterized. The coding region runs from base 66 to 539 and encodes 157 amino acids. The transcript is spliced from 6 exons. The record is from RefSeq and is a predicted model, not a curated record. NCBI's taxonomy places the organism in Eukaryota, Metazoa, Arthropoda, Arachnida, Ixodida, Argasidae.
UGCACCUAGCACGCGUGGUCUAGAUAGAGUUGCGAUCCGAACAGGAAGGCGUAUCUUGAGUUGUCAUGGCAAAAAGGGCAAUAAUUUCCUUGUUGAUGGAGCUUACGAAUAUCUGUCUAAUGCAUGCAGCCAACAUGAGAAUGUGUAGCAGCGGAAAAUUAAAUGUAAUAGAAAUGGCGCGCGGUGGUCGCAUUGCAACGUCAGCUAUAUUGUCCUGCAAACACGAUCUGAUAGCACAGAACAUCGAUUCAUCAUUUGUCAUGAAAACACAGGUGAUUUGCACUGGAGUCCGGAUAUGUUAUGCAGUUUCUGAACCUUUCGUACAGAACACCACAGCGUUCAAAGAGACACUGCUGACUUGCAUAGAACGAGGCCUGACAUUUCUGGAGAUGAUGUAUCCAGACGAGUUUGCUGCUUUCAACGUGAACGUCACCCGUGUAAUUCAGAGUUUCAGGGGGUGCGCCUACAAGCACAUCCCAAGAGAAGAAAAAUAUUUCUUGCACUCGUUGCAAUAUUUCCACAACUUUGUGUCGGGAUAA